Meira miltonrushii is the source of this 2693-nucleotide messenger RNA. RefSeq names its product P-loop containing nucleoside triphosphate hydrolase protein. Bases 106 to 2643 code for a protein of 845 amino acids. The record is from RefSeq and is a predicted model, not a curated record. NCBI's taxonomy places the organism in Eukaryota, Fungi, Basidiomycota, Exobasidiomycetes, Exobasidiales, Brachybasidiaceae. The transcript has a single exon. Gene Ontology annotation, molecular function: ATP hydrolysis activity; RNA binding; 5'-3' DNA helicase activity.
CCUUAAGAAGAAGUUCGGGUACAUGCACACUUGAAGAAGUUCAUAGCUCACUCUCAAAGCACCUUUUGAUAAGACUUUGGUUAAGCAUCCUUCCGAUUUAUUGCUAUGUCGCAAGAUGGUGAUAAUGUCAACACUUCUUCAAGAUCGGUCAAGCUAAACAGUGUAAGCAAACCUUCUCAAAACCUAUUACAAAUAUGGAUCCAAAAGCAUGCUGACUUAUUGGCAAACGAACGAAAGGUGGAGCAAGAUGAAGCUCGAUUGUUGUUAUCCAAUUGCCCACCCAAACAACUCGAAAGGCAUGGUCUAGCAAUCCUUGGUUUAGGUGUAUUGUCAAUCUCUGUUGGUCUAGGAGGGAAAACGUUGAUAGAAUUGGAAAGACCGAUAGCCUUUCAUUCUUCCUCCACUUUCCCUCCUCAUCAAUUACGACCAGGAGAUAUUGUUCAGAUUGAGGAUAAUAGCAUAGACCCAACUCAACAAGGAGGCAAAAGUGCGAAAGGCAAGUCAACAAAAUCCAAGACAAACGAUGGAGAUGCUAAUCAUACAGCCGAUCAGGGCUUGGGUGGUGUAAUUUUUCGUGUUACAGAUACAAAGAUUAUCGUUGCAGCUUCAAGUAAAGGGUUAGAUCCUAGCGACCUACCUGCACGCAUUAAGGUAGUCAAAGUGGCCAAUGAUUCCACAUUUGAUCGAAUGGAGUGGACUUUGACACGCUUAGCAAAGAUAUUGAAUAUUUCUGUCAAAACGGCCAAAAGAAGUUUCGAUGCAGAAUCGAGUGAUGAUGAGGAAGCAGCAGAUCAAGACUCUGUCGUCAUACCUUCAACUGCGACCAACAGCGGUCAAUCUUCCACUUUGGUCCCAACUUUGGUGGGUCAGACAGCACCAACAUGGAGAAACUGGCCAGAAGAGGAGGAGCUUCGGCUGUUCAACGAGAAUCUGAAUGCUUCGCAAAUUGAAGCUAUCAAAUUUGCACUCACAGCAAACGAUUUUGCGCUGAUUCAUGGGCCUCCAGGAACGGGAAAAACAACCGCAGUUGCUGAGAUGGUAUUGCAAUUAGCCAUUGUACAUCAAAAGCGAGUUUUGGUAUGUGGUGCAUCGAAUCUUGCAGCAGACAAUCUUUUAGAACGAAUUGUCUCUAAAGGAGGAGAUGUUUUGAAAAGAAGUCAUAUCGGUAUCACACGUAUCGGUCAUCCUGCUAGAGUGUUACAAUCAUUGAUGACAGCAACACUCGAUUAUCAAUCUCAACAUUCUUCAGAAGGUGGAUUGGUAAAAGAUGUUCGUAAAGAAUUAGAAUCAGCUCUUUCAUCUAUGCGACCAAAAGAUACCGCUGCAGGCAACAAAUCUACUUCCUACCGUGGACAGGCAUCAUCCAAGUCUCAGAAAUUGCGAGGAUCUGAACGUAAAGAGAAGCGAGAAGAAAUCAAGCUAUUGCGAAAAGAAUUCCGUAAACGUGAACGAGGUCUUCUUCGAGCGGUUUUACAGCGUGCUUCGAUUGUGGUUUCUACUUGUCAUGGUGCGGGUGCAAAACAGUUGGACGGGAUAGAUUUUGAUGUGGUUGUGAUUGAUGAAGCAUGUCAAGCAACAGAAGCUACUUGUUGGACUCCGAUCUUGAAAGCGAAACAGGAUGGUCAAUUGAUCUUGGCAGGUGAUCAUCUGCAGUUGCCUCCGACAGUGAAAGGAUAUCGACAUUCUCAAUUCAAAAAGCAUAGCGGGAACCCAAAAAGGAACAGUGAGGGAAAGGAAAAAGAAGAGAAAUCUGCAGAAGAUUCGAAGAGUGGCGAUGACGACGCGGGAAGCGGAUCAGGUGCAGAAGAGGAAGAGCAAUAUUCGUCGAAACAAGUCAUCAAGAGGACAAGAUUACGACCUCCGCAAUCUUUAGAGACGACACUGUUCAGUCGUUUGUUAGGCAUGUAUGGUCAAGGGUGCAAGGUUCUGCUUGAUACGCAAUACAGAAUGAAUGAAGAAAUUAUGAAUUUUCCUAAUUCGGCCUUAUACGAAAACAAGAUUAAAGCACAUGAAAGCUGUGCAAAGAUUCGAUUGGCCGAUGUAGAGGGUUACGAUAUCGGUAACUCGGAAGAAGAAGAGACAGAUAAUGCUCCAAUCGUUUUCUAUGAUACUGCCGGAUGUGAGAUGUAUGAAUCUCGACAAAGUGAAGAAGAUGCGGGCAGUGGUGGAAAAGCAAGCAUCUUUCAGUUUGACUCUCGUGCCAAUUUACACGAGGUCGAGUUAGUAGCUCAACAUGUUGAAUUGCUCAUAAAGAAUGGCCUUGCACCGGAAAAGAUUAGCAUUUUAUCACCAUACAAUCUACAAGUAAGCGCAUUAGCGGAUCGGUUGCGUGGCAGUAAAACGUCAAAAGAUAGCAAAGAUGCGAUUCGAACGGCAAUGGAGAAGGUUGCGAUCGGAAGUGUUGAUUCGAUGCAAGGAAUGGAAAAUGAAGUUGUGAUCAUUUCAUUGGUUCGAUCAAACGAACAAAGGAAUGUUGGUUUCUUGGCAGAAAAGCGUCGAUUGAAUGUUGCGAUGACACGUGCAAAAAGACAAUUGUGUAUCGUUGGGGAUUCCGAUACGAUUGCAGGGGCUGGUGAUGAAUACUUGAAGCAAUGGAUGGCUUUCUUGGAGGAAAAUGCAAUGAUUGAACCUGUAAUUGUAUGAAUGUGUACUUUAAUGCAAUUACCUUUGCCCAUUACGCGGCGCCCUCUUCC